GGCAGGCAGAUGUAGUAUGUAUAUAUCUCUUUCGCUUGUGUUAUAUUUUGGCAUUUUGUUGGUAUAUUUUAUUGAAAAUCCUGUUAUAUGCUUGUGAUAUGACAGAGAAUGUUUCUCCGUAUCGGAUAAAGUCGUGUCUGCUUGGUUAAGUUAAAAAUUUGCUGUCGUACACCGUUGACAAAUGUGCUGUUCAUCUGCAAAUGUGAUAUAAUUUAGUAUGCAGCAGAUAGUAUUAUAAAUGGAGUCUACAACUCAAAUGCACUGAGUCAAGAAGUGCUUUUAAAACACGAUUAAUAGUGAGAGGACAAAAUAAUAUCUAACCACAACAAUGGAAUCAUCUGGUGAUAGUCGAGGUUGGUAUUAAUAAGAACAAAUGUAAAUUUAGAAAAGAAUUGUUACAUAUUGUGUUGUUGACUUGUGUGUUUGACAGCAUCAAAAUAUUGCAAACCCCCAUCGACUCAUCGACAUAUCUAUGGCAUAUACUAUAAACGAUCAUGUUUUUAAUGACUUGUACUGCGUGUCUCAUAGUAGGAGCCCUAAUAUCACAGAUUAUAACGGCUGGCUAAGCCUGGUUUUUGAUUUGAAAAUAAAGAAAUUUAUAUGUUCGUGUUCAUUAAAAAAUAUAUUUGGCCGCGAGUGGCGAGUAUUAGAUGCGAUUGCAGGCAUUGACAUUUCGAGGCAUCAAAACCUGCUUUAUAAAUAGCAUGCCAUAAACACUAUUGUAACAAAAUUACAUAUUCAGUCGAAGACCAAAGUGAGUCGAACGUUUGAUAUAGGGGAAAUUUCAUUUUACAAUUGCGGGGAAUAUAAAGCCAUUUGGGCAUUCGCUAGAUAUUGGCUUGUGUUCGAAUUUCAACACGAAUUUCUUUCAAACACUGUUGAAUACAAAACCUAUUGAAAUUAUUAGAAAGCGGAUGUGUUCAUUUAUGUAAGUUAUUUGUAUUUUUUUGUGUAACAAUUAUUUCAAGCACCUACUGUAUUAUUGUAUACUUGACUCCACAAGAUCUGGUGAAUUUUUACAAUUUAUCUCAGUUGACCUUUAUCCAACCUUUACAUGGAAUUUAUAUUCCCAUGUUUAUAUUCAAAUUUUUCUAAAAUUUAAAAUAUUUUGUUGUUAACUAAAAAUCAGUUACUUAAUAAUGUUCGAAUAAUUCUGAGAAUUUGCAUCUUCCUGGACUAGCCUGAAUAACAGACGAUUUGUUUUUAUAUUAUAUCUUGUCCACAAGUUAAUAAGUUAACCCAUGAGUACCAGUGCUUUCCUCCUGACAAGUAAAACCGUCUUACCAUUCGACAGAGUAAAAUAAUAACGUAGGGUGCAUUGGGGUGCAAUGCAACUUUUAAAAUGGGUUAACUAGACACAUAUGGGCAGAUAGUCUGAUUAACCCACUUUCCCCUUCAUGAGGUAAAUCAUCUGGUGUUAGGCAGAGUAAAAUAAUAAAAGUAGGGCACAUUUGGGCACAAUGCAACUUGAUGGAUUUAAUUUAACCCUUUAAGUGGCAAUGCGCCCAGAUGCGCCCUACUUCAUUAUUUUACUCGACUGUCUAAUGCCAGACGAUUUUACUCGUCAGGUGGAGAGUGCUGCCACUCAAUGGGUUAAAGCCCUAGUCAAAUGAAGAUAAGAGUUCAGGUGAUAACUGCAACUCCUGCUUGUGUUUGACUGUUCACAUCCUCAUUUGACCAAGGCUUAGAAUUAGAAAAACAAAAUUGGCUCAUGGGUUUUCCUCCCCAAGGAGGAAAUUUUUGCCGACUGGAGGGGAGGGGAGAAAAAUUUGUUUCUGAUAAUAGUAAAUGUAUUAGGACAUCUAGGGAGUUUAACUUUCAAUUUCCUCCAUGGGGGAGGUACGGAUGUUUACAGGAAUGACCCAUUGAUGCCUAUUGCCAGGGGUUGGUUGUACAAAGGCCAGCGUGCGCUAUACAUUAGAUAAUGAUCUUUUUCUAUUGUUAUAAAAAUGCUUGAAAAGUGAUAAAACUACAUAUAUUGAUCCCAAAAUAAAAGGAAACUUUAACUUUUAUACACUGAAGUUUAAUGAGGCCCACCAAGGGUGUAACCUAGGUCGCUUGUCACCAAUUUUGUAGCCGCUUUGUCGCUUGUUUUAUUGUAAUAAAUGUCGCUGUCACUUUUGACCCAUAACACAAAUUGCAAUUUGUCGCUUUUUCACAGUCCAGAAGCUGUCGUUUGUCGCCCUUUUUUAGAUAGUCUGUCGCCUCUUUUUAAGGAAUGUCGCCUGUCUGUCAUAACCCCUUGGUGGGCCUCUUUAAUUUGGUUAAUCGCAUGGGUUCUGCUCAUAACAAUGUGAGGACCCUCUAAAGUGAACAUUGCCCAAAUUUCGAAUGUUUCGAAUUUUUCUGAACAUAAACUCUAUUUCAUAUUCAUUUAGAAGCAUAGCAAACCAAAAUGGUGUUAGAUAUUCAGACAGUACAUCAUAUUUUAAAAAAUACAGCAGUUCAAAAUGUAAACAAACCGUUUGUUUACAUUACAGACUUGACUUCCACUUAAACUUUAAAUACAUAUCAAUGGCCAAUUUAAGAAAUCUUGAAAAAUCACUAUUUAAGUGGACAGCACUAUCUGGCUUUGUAUAACUGACCCCUGUUGUAAAUGCACUUGAAAUGCUAUGCAGUGGAUAGCACUAAUUCUGUCUCGCUUGCAUACAGCCGGUCCCUGAAUAUUAGAGGAUUAAGCAAGCUAGCUAAUGUGUUAGUGAGAUAAUCGUCGUAAAUGUUUAGCAUACCUACAUUGUAGACUUUCACAAAGUCCAGUGAAAUGUUUGUUUAUAAACAACAAUUAUAACAAAGGAAUUUCGAAUGAAUUUGCAGAAAUGUAAGGAAUUUGGGCAAUUAAAUUUGCUACUUUGCUGAAUUGUUGCUCAACCAAACAGAAUACAUUCCUAUGUACCUGGCUAGUGGACACUAGUAAUAAUAAAUUAAUAAAAAAAAACAUUUUCUAACAAACAUGAAAUUGCAGUUUAGUGAGCAAGUUUCACAGUUUGACCCACAGAGACAAUCACAAUUGAUCAAAAUCCUGUCUACAAAAUGUCAUUUUUAAUGCCAUAUGACAUUGUUCAGUAGGUGAAUAACAGAAUAUCCAUAUGAAAAAUACUCAGGUAUUCAGUUUGGCUGACUUCUCACAUGCAAAUACAAUGCUGCUCAUAUAAAAAAGAUGGAAUUGGGGGAUAACAAUGGAUGGUUCUUGGCCAAAACAGGCGAGGCUGGAUACCUAGACUGGCUCACCUCCAUAUAAACAAUGGAAAAUUCUGUAUACUAUCAUUUCCACAUGUGAAUCUGCCUGAAAUUCACAGAGCAUUUCAAUUUUAAUUUAAUUAGGAAUUACAAUUGAAGUGUACUAUUUUUAGUCAACUGGAGAUGGACUGUCAGAUAUUUAUAUGAUCUUGCCAUAAUAGAAACACUCCAGACGAAGGGCCCUUUGCUUGCAACUCCAGACGAAGGGCUUUCACUCGAAACGUUGAAAUAGAUCUCAGGCAGUUGCAUCUCUACCAACAAAAGCCUGUUUAUAAUAGAAAUAGCCUGUUGAAUCAAUGACAGUGAUUCAGUGACAGUGUGUAUAUGCGAUGCGAUACAAUUACAAUAAAAAAAUGCUGUCAAUCAUUAUUUAUAAAUUUAUGUUUUAUACGUAGAUGCUACUGCUUCUUCUCAAUCAGCCAAUGGCAAUCAGAGAACCAGUAAAGAAAAGCCAGGUAUCUAUAAAUUUUAAAUUUGUUGCUGUCUAGCAAUUUUUAUUGUGUACCACUUAAUUAUUUUCAUUGUGUAGGUUGUCUGAUUAUUUUCGUUGUGUACAAUUAUUACAUAGGAAUUAGAUUUUGGCACAAAUUCCGAUAAGAUUGUAUAGGAAUAGGAAAUUUCCUUCUAGUAAUUCCGAUAGGAAACUAUAAUUAUUCCAAUAAGUUUUUGGUCCAUUCCUAUUUACAUUUGAAUAUACAGUAGAUCCGAUGACCUUGAUUGUAUCUCGAUCCACUGACUAGUUCAUUAAGUCAUGAUCAGUUCAUUAAUUUGCCUCCAUACAUGCUAAAAUGCGAUUGAGCCAUUGUUGCAACAUGCUUAAGUAUUGAAUAUGGCUUGAGAGACGAAAUUUAGAAACAUUGAAGAAAUGAAUGACGUCAUGGGAGCUGGAAUUUGGCAGUGAACACAACGAUGUGGUACAGUAUAGCUGGGGAAAAGAUGGCUGUUGAAGACGUGGCAAACCAGAUAAUUACAGAAGAGAAUGUCCUCGAAGGGGCCAUCGACCUUACAACAGGGGCCAGUUGUAUAAAAAAUAGUUAUUAAAGGGGCAGUGUCACCAAUUUUUGACCAAAUAUGUCUUUGAAGACGUUCAAAGUCUGAACUACGAAUUUGAAAAUAAACAUUGUAAAUAGGUUCAGUUAUGAUAUACAAGUCAUAUUAAACAACUUUGAACUUCCACACAACCUGUAAGACGACAGUAUCAUACAAAUUGACCUAAACUUGAAAAAGUGUCUGCCAACAAUUAAUCAAGAUGUCAUUUACAAUCCACUGAUCUCAAUCCUUGACCAUCCAGACUCCUGUACAUGCUUUUUGUAUUUGUUAUUGUUUUAUGUUGUUCUUACAACCAGUGUUUUUAGGUUUUGUGCAAGAUUCCUAAAUAUUUGCGAGGGUCAAAAUCGGUGACACUGCCCCUUUAAGACAAGAUUUUUUUUGUUUGUGACGUAACACGCGCUCAAAACUAAUAGUAUGAUAUACCACUUGCGGUUCAUUCAAAAUCUUUCUUUUUCGAUACGUUUCUCAAUCGGCAAACACACUUAAAAAGUAUGUCCAGUGCUUUACCUGUAAAAUAAUGCUAAAAUGAAGAGAUAUUAGAUGGUAUGCCAAAGAGAAAAUCAUCUCUGAACUCUGAAGUUCAGCUUAUAUUGCUGUAAAUACAACGUCACUGUUAAAGCAUCAUUGAUAAUUGUAUUUUAAUUGACACAUUUUCCCUAUUAUUUUAUGUUUCUCAACCGGUAAAUGUAUUUAUAAAGGCAGCUAACUGUAUGAACUAGAGAAUAAAGCUAAAAGCAUUUUGAGAGGUACAGUACGCCAAAACGAUUUUCGGUUUUGAACACAUUCAUUGCAAAUACACGACAUAGAAAAAAAUUGCACUACAGUUAGUGCGAAAGUUAACCAAUCAAAAUCGCGUAUUUUACAGUUAACUACUAUUUAAUUACAAAAUAGUGUUAACAACCGGUCCCUGCUCAUUGGGCAUCAUGGGUAUUUUUAGUAUGAAAGAAGGAAGCACUCGUUUCUGCAUGAAUUGUCGUAAUUUCGGCCAGGUGGACAUAUAUAGAGGAUUGGAAAUUUGGGAUAAAGAGAUAUCUGCUUUUACAACGAGUAAAACGAUCUGACAACUGUCAAGUUGUGGUUAUCUCGAACAGUCCGUGCUAGUGUAGGUUGAGAUGAUGGCAGAAAGCAGCGGUGUGAAGGAUGUACUACUCUCUGAAAAUAGAUGCAGAACUUUUGUAUAGUUUUGCACUCACAUAUUUGCAAAAUUUGAAGAUUGAUUAAUCAAAGAUUGAUUAAUUAAUAUUUCAAUCUUAUGUUUUUUUAAACAGAGUCAUGAAGUGUUGAUUUCAGCUGAUUUACUGAUAAAAAAUCACAGACAGAAUGCAUAAAAACAAACAAACAAUUUUAUGCAGCUAUUGCAGUCAAAAUACAAAGAGUGUCCCACUUCCGCUUAGAACUGUGUUGUGAUUUAGCUACUGUAUAGUAAUGUAUUUUAACUGUAAUUUCUGGCAAAACAUUAAAACAACUUGCCAGAUCGGGCAACCAAGAAGCAACAUCUACUUGCCCGUAAUGAUUUUUACUUGUUGCGGGCAAGUGACUUCACUGCACAAUGGCAUCGGCAACUUCUCUCCUUGGUGGCAAAUAUAAUUUCUUGUAUAAACGACAGACCAUUCAGCUUUGCAGUGGCUGUGGUAAUAUCAUGGCUUAACUUGCUCAUUGGCUGUAUGUAAAGUUACAACAGUAUUAGUUUUCUCUCCUGCGUUGACCUAGUAAGAAACACAAGAUUGCAGAUUCCCUUCUUUACAUGGGAUGCUUGAGUUGAAGCUAGAGCUACUAGACAACGAUGAAAGGAUAUGCAAAAGAACAAAUGCCCGAAUCGAACGAAAGAUGCCUUGGAAACAAGGAAUACAAAAUCAGAAUUAUCCGAGCCAUAGUGAUAGAACGUCUAAACUUCUGUGGGCCCAGUGGAAUAGUGAGGAACUGUUUUAGUCAUAUCUUGCUCGCCUGCUGUAACAUCACCAUGCAAAACUUGAAAUCAGCAUGCAGGACUUGAAAUUUUAAUUUUUUUUUAGUCGUGCAAGUGGCUACCAGUGAAUACGACUUAGACUCUAGUCAUGAAACUUAAUAUCAGGUCUGCCCAAACGAAUGUGAAGUAUUCUCUUUAACAUGUUGGCAAAUUAUGAAGCAAAAUGAAAAACGUGAUCACUGAGAUAUAUUAAGGCUUUAGAAUUACUUUAUUAAGUUUUUUCUCAUUCGCCACGAAAGCUGUUAUUGGCAAAUAUUCGUCGCCAGAUGAAUACUACUUGGCGCCCGCUCAUUUCAACUCCUAGUUUCAAGGCAAUUAAGUUUUCAAGUGUACGGAAGUCUAACAUAUAUAGUCACUUUGGUGUAAAGAAAACGUUGGCUCGUUGUCCGAGUUGGAGUGAAUCGGUGGUUUGAGAAAUAGCAGGCAAAUAGAUUCGUUGGAGGGAAAUAGAUACUUGUGCAAUUUUGAUCGUAUUUGAGAAACUUAUACUGCAUGUUUUUUCCAAAUUGCACUCGAACCCAUACCAUUACCCAUACAAAUUCUCUGCGGCCCUAUCAUGCUGGAAAAGAAAAGUUUAUACAGUAUCUGUAUAUAUUGCUGAGAAAAUAGCCACUGAACAAGCUAUACAUUGGCAAGUAAGUUAGGAAUAUUUAGGAAAAAGAAUGCCCAUUUUGGCUGUAGUCAAUCUGAAUGUCCGUAUACUAAUCAUUUCCAUUUUUAAUUCUUCUGUAGCACCUGAUUUAGGUAUUCCUGGCCUAGCAGGGAUAAAUGCUCAGUUUGUGAUCCCAGCAUCUGCGCAAUUAGAGGAAUUACUUAAACAAGGCUACCCUCCACAGUUUGUUCUUCAACAGUUGCAGUUGGCACAGGCAUGUAGUAGAACAGUUGUAUAAUAUUUUUACCUCCACGUGUUUAAGCUCACGCUUGUUUAGUCUACGUUCACACGGGGCUGGAUGAAUUCGGAACCGUUCUCAAAUUCGUCCGGUUCUUGUUUACGUGCACGGGACCGGAUUCAUUACGAGACGAACGGUGUUCAUACAUGUAACCGGAUGAAUUGUAGUCCCGGAAGUAUUUACGUAUGCAUGCGCAGAUCGUCUCAGUCAGUUUCAAUCCCAAUCCUCUACCCUGCAAAAUGGUCUUGAAAAAGACCGAUUCCGCUGCUCACAUGGAGUUAGCUGUGCUGGAAUUCGUCCAGUUUCAUGCGUCCCGUUUGAACGCAAGGCGAAAGCCGACGAAUUCGAGUCUGAACGGGGCCUAAUAACUCGCGAUUUAUCAAAGAAAUUCCGUGGACAUUAAUGAAAAUUUGCAGAAAACGUCCGACGCCAAAUGUUCGUCACCUAAGCAACUUUCUUUUCAUUGAAAUGUUAAGAAAUUCGAAUAGUAUUUUUAUUGGCCAUUUUUGUUCGGAAUGAUGCAAGAGAGACAUGUCAUUUGACAGCUAAAAAGCCUGAUCUUUAUAGAAAAGAAAAAAAGUAAAUUUAUAAAUUGCUAAAGUUGGAUCACCUUUUUCUGAUACAUUCUAAGAAGAAAUCUUUAAUCCUGUCUUCCUCAAUGGAUAUGAUGUUCUUUUGAAAAUGAAUUUUGGCAGCAAGAAACAAAAAAACUUUACAAUUCAACAAAUGACGUCAUAUCCGGCAACGUCUACGUUGAUGAAGAUGAGCUUUUCCUUACGUAGAUAUAUUGCAUUUCUUCCUAAUGAAACAGUCCAAAUAUUACAAAUUCCAAAAAUCAUAUUUGGAGCUAGCGCCACUUUAAGUCAGACAAGAAGAAACAUGCAAUAGAAUGUCGUUUACAAUAAAUAUUCUAGUUUAAUUCUUGCUUGGCUUCUGUGUGGGCAGAAUAAAGUUAUAAUAAGUAUAAUUUUGAAAAAAAUUAAAAGAACUUUGUACAAUAGGAAAAUGCGGAAUGAGCAAUCAUUGCAAGCUAUAGAGUUAUUUGGUUGCAUUGCUUUACCGUUGGUUACAAAUUACUAUAUGUUGUGAUACAGUAUUGUGUACUCCGUAAUAUGAUAGAAUGAAAUGUUCUCGAGCAGUACAUUCUGUAGCUCAGUUGGUAGAGUGCCGAGCUGGCAUUUCGAUAGUCGCGGGUUCGAAACCCAGCCACGGCAGGCAGAAUUCUCUGCUUGGGCGAUUUGGAAUCAUUCACUCUAGAACAUUUCGUCCUAUCAUAUUACCGAGUGAACAAUAUCAAAACAUAAUUAUCACAACAUAUAUUUUAUAAUAUUUUACUCAAUUGUGUAUUUAGCUUGCCCAACAGCAGUAUGCGGAGUAUUAUAAGAAGGUCCUUAAAGGUUCAGGUUUAGAGCAAAGCACGGCUCAUAAGAAUGAAGGAGAUGAAACGAAUGAUAAAUCUAAUGAGAAAUGCAUCUGGACUGAAGAAGAGAAUGAACGAAGCCCUAUUAAAGUCAAGGUAUGUCAUUCAGGCCUAGAAAAAUAUUUUUCUCUCCGUAUAACCCCGAAGUGAAUUUCGUUUUCGAAUCAAAUGUAAAACUUACUGCAUAUGUAGGUAGCGUUUAGGGAGUGCAGGCAUGGUACCGCACCUGGUUGUGCCGAACGUACAUAUGGUGUGGGGGUGUAACAGCCCCCCACUAUUGUUGGUUGAUGAGUAAUUUCAGGUAAAUUUUUAGGAGAUUUAAAGCUGAUUUUGAAGUAAAUGACAAGAGCAUUGACAGGCAAACCUGGAAGUUAAAAGGAAUGCAACAUUUUGGAUGCAUGUCCGGGCAUUCUGACGGCCUAAAUAGUCAAAAAGUUUUCCGGGGGCAUCCCCCUGAAUCCACCUAGUAGAUGUAGCCCCGUAUCCCAUUUAUACUAGUGUAAUCUUACGAAAGAAACACCUGCUACUUGAAUGUAUACUCAUGAAAAAAACAAAACCCUAAAUUUCAAACACUAAUUUUAGGUAAAGUAAAACGUAAUUUAAAAAUCAGGUAAUUUGGGCCCUUACAGUACAUCCCACCAACCACAAAGGGCUGCGUCCCUGACUUUUUCGAUUUCAAAAGCGAAUUUGAAAUUUUUAAACAAUAAUUACAUAGUAUUUUAAUAUAUAAGAUGAAAUUAAAGUUAGUUAUUUCCUGGCAGCAAUGCUGCGGCGUUCCCGGAUAUUUUUUAGCCCUCGUUUGUGUGUCGAUGAAAUACAGUGCAUUCAUGUAACGGAUGGAGACUAAAAACGUGGACAAACUUCAGCAUACUGUUCAGCCUUUAGUACUAUAAGCAUACGUUGCCUGGCCUAGAGAAGUCCAAUGGGCCUGCUACAAUGGAAUUUGAUACAUUUGUAUUUUAUGUGACUGUCAUUGACAGGAGAUUUCCUGAAAUUGCUACUCACAGUGAGUUUAUGAAUGAAAUAUAUUAUUUUCAAAGAUAUCUAAAGGAGUUAGUACCAUCAUGUGAGAAUUUUCUUUGACGUUUCGUGUCCAAAUAAUGACUUAUGGCAUCGGCAUGAACACUGUGGACACACUAGUAUAUUGGUUGAAGGGUAUUUUAGAUGGAAAUUAUCGAGUCGAAAUUUAUAUACAUUUAUUAGGCCUAAUAUAACCUGGAACAGGCUUUUUAGGCUUGUCCAAAGUGAUUAUUGCUCCAUCUGACAUUUCUAUCUGUAUUUUCUCAUGAGUUAAUGCCAUUUCGUAUGUGUUCUUGUGGGCUCCGCAAAUAGAUGAUCAAACUCAUUUUACAGUUGGUUUUAGAUUGUCCAUCUUUUUAGUCUCCACCCCGGCCAGCCGUUAUUAUCAAAAUAAAAUUUGUUCUUGAGCAAAUAUAUUUAAAAUAGCAGCCGAGAGUGAGUAUCAACUGCGUACGUAUACGAACGCUACAUACACAGCAUUACCGGUGAACGUUAUAAACAUUAUGAGUUUACAAAGUCUUUGCAUUGUAGAUUGAGCCCGCUGAUACUGACGACGAGGAUGAUAGGGAAGAGUUUGAAGAGUACAAUGGUUUUAGUGAGUUGAAGACGAGCGAAAAGCAACCUACAGAAAGUAUGUUAACAAAUAUUUCACUCAUUAUUUGGGGCAUAGUGUAAAAUAAACAAUCGCGCGCACUUGGGCGGGCGGGGCAAUGGAGGGUUAUCAUGAAUGAUAUGAUAGCCAAUAACGUUGACAUACACUAGCUGUAGGUUGUAUACGUUUCAAACACGGUCGCAUACGUGGCAUACGGCGAUCGUGCUUAAACAUUUUGCGCGUAUUCGGACACAUUCGUAUUCUAGUCACACGCUAAAUACGCUAGAGGUACGCCAGAUGUACAGUACUCAUGCGCUGGCAAUUCAAAGGGUUUUUGUGCGUAUGAAAAUUAUUUCAUUAAUUUUCAUACGCUUCUCAUACGUUUCUCUUAUACUGUACGCAAUAGUGUGACAGGGCCUUAUCGCUAGAACAGUCACAUAACCACGGUCCAUAUUAACAUGACCCAUAAAACAGGUUCGUAUAAUGUACAAAUGUACAACCGUUCGUACAGAUGUAUAAGCUAAUGUGGAUAGUCGUUUGUACACAAAACCAUGGUCCUCGGGUUGUGUCCACACUGUCAGUUUGUUGCCGUAACACCUCUGGGAUGGAGGAGCGGGGGGAGGGGGAUUGAGACUAUGUCGCUGUGGAAAACCUUAAUUUGUAUUUUGGUUAUUGGUGGUUUACAGUUUAGUUUAUUGAGUUUUUUACACAUCAGUGAAUUGAUAGGGGAUCCAAGAUACACAAGAUUUAACGGCCUUAUCUGAGAAGGCACGAAAAUCUGACCAUUUAUUGAUGUCAAUGUAAAAGUAGCUCUUACCUCUCAGUUAUUUUAAGACCUUGAGUAGCAGUCCGAGGAUUGAACCUGGGUCUCCCAGCUUGAAAGGCAAGCGUAGUGAUCACGACCCCACAUGUGUAUUGUAGUACAUCAUGUCAUCAUCACAAAGUAGUACAUCAUGUCAUCAUCACAAAGUAGUACAUCAUGUCAUCAUCACAAAGUAGUACAUCAUGUCAUCAUCACAAAGUAGUACAUCAUGUCAUCAUCUAUGAGCAUCUGUAUAGCGCUGAAGCUCAUUCGAGAUUUUUGAAACAUUCCUGGCUUUACGAGUUUGUUUCGAUAUUUUCAUUCAACCAGGUAUGCCACAAAAUUGUAAUAUAUUCUCACUGCUCGCUUUCCCCGCACAAUACCUUUGACUGAGGGAAUUCAGCUUGGGGAUAAAUAAUUUUCAGCCAAAGGUAGAGUGCGGCGAAGUUAGGUCCGGAAGUGUCGCAGCCGAGGGGAGGUGGGUGCAAAAAAUUUCAACGCUGUCCUUCCUUUUCGGUGGCAAAUCCGCAAAUGCUCAAAAGAUACCGAUUCUGUGCUACUUUUAUACUGUCUGACAAUCACGUGGUGUAUAUGGAUGACUAACUGAUCAUCUCAUGCAUAAAUAUUCAAAGUGUAUGGUAUUGUGAGGGAAAAGUCCCAGUGAGAAUAGAUCAAAAUGUCAGGUGUAUGAUAUUAUUGAAAAAUUAAAUUUUGAUAUCUAGGGAAAUAAUUGAGAUAAUUUUAUGCAAAUGAUAUUAAUAUUUCUUUUAGUCACAUCAAACCAAGUAAAACAACGGCUACAGGAAUUUGUAUUAAACAAACAACAACGUGAAGCGGCAGUCUCUGGAGUUCCCGAUCCUAAUAUGUUCAAACGAUGGUAAGCUUUCAUCUUUUUGUAUAUUACAGUCGUGAGAGCAAGCGCCUUUCACCUCUGAGAUCGUGGGUUCGGUUCUCGCUAUGGACUCAUGUGAAAAGAGUCCAUCAACGCCCUGCCGAAAGUCGUGGGUUUUCUCUGGGUACUCCGGUUUCCUCCCACAGGGAAAGUUGAUAGGGUGGGUUAGGAUAAACACAGUUUAGGAAAGUAAUAUCACAAUUGUUAUAAAGAUAAAGUAGUCUAGGCUAAGUAUGUAAUUUGGUAAGUCUAUUAUAAUAUACUUGAUGUAAAGCGCAUUUGAUCAUAUCCACAUGUGAAUUUGCGCUAUCGAAAUGUUAAAUCUUAAUCAGUAUGCCCACACACUGGCCCUACAAUUCCAACAUGGAUCCUUUAAACCAAUAGAUGGUUUGGAGACUCGAUGAAAGUACAAUAUAACUCAUUAACUAUGUUAUUGUCCAGCUUUAUGCAAGAAUUUGGUCCUAUCUCGUCACGUGUGUAUUGUAUUUUCGCUCAAAUAACCAAUAACAAGUUUGUGUUUGAGUUAUCCAUCCGUAACUUGAACAAAUGCUCAAUUUAAACGUUGCUAUUGGUUGUGCGGGAAAAAAUACAAUACACACAUGACGAGAUAGACCCAAAUUCUUGAAUAAACCGAAACCAACAUAGUUAAUGAGUUAUAUUGUACUUUCAUCGAGUCUCCAACCAUGUAUUCUAUUAACUGUGUUGAAACGGACCCAUCAUUAUUGCCCCAACAGUAUUCAACAAUCUUUAAAUAAUGUUUUAUACUCAUUGUUUGGUAAAUAUUUUAAAAGCACUGAUUUUCAAUUUACCUAAAUCGUACGAUUUAAAAAAAUAUAUAACCCGGAAAGUUAUUUUAAAAAUAGCCAAACACAAUUUAGUUUUAAAUGAAAAUUUUAUUAAGCUUACGUUGUGCAGUAGCGUACCAGCCCAACGAUUUAGUCCGACCCGCUAUGCAAAUAUUUUUGUGUUCAUUGACUAAAUUGUCGGGCUGGCUACGCCACUGAGUCGUUGUGUGAAAUUAAACCGUCACUCCAUAAUAUAGACGGCAAUGGAGGGCUUAAAGGGAUAUGGCAAUAUAUUUUUUAUUAUUUCAUUUGGAAGAACUUUUAAGAUUAUAUGUAAAUCUCUUUUACCGAUUUUGCGUAACUUUUGAUUAUUUCUUGAGAUAUUUGAACAGAAAAAAUCACAAAUCAUCGAACUUUCCGCCAUCUUGGAUUUUGGCGGAUAUGCAUGUGACAUCAUAAGCAGGGUCACGCAAGAAUUUUAUCCAUAGAGCAAUUGGUUAUUAUGAGCCCAAAAUCAUAUACUUCAGUAACUAUUUGAAAUAAAAAACUUGUUUUUUAUUUGAAAUAAAAAACAAGACCUAAUGUUAUUUGGUCAUUUAGAUGUAGUUUUAUAUGGCUAACCCUGCUUUUGACGUCACUAAAAUCACCGAUAAUGAGCAAAUUCUUUUAAGUCAAAAUAUUUCAAAAAAUAAUAAAGUUACGCAAAAUCGGUAAAGGAGAUUUACAUAUAAUUUUAAAAGUUCUUUAAAAUGAAAUAAUAAAAAAUAUAUUGCCGUAUCCCUUUAAGAAAAUGUUUUCUGUAAAUAGUUGAAAGGUUUUGCAGACGGAAAUUUCGAGCAGAAGAUUAUACACUAAGCAGGAGCAGUUGCGAAAAAUGCAACUUUAUGUCCGCUCUGGCAGGAAUCCAACCUGCGGUCCUGCGAUUCCGCUGCAGCGCUCCUAACCAACUGAGAUACAAACUCCAGUUGUCGAGCUCUAACCACAAAUUCUUGUACAUAUACAGUGGGUGAUACCAGUAUGUAAGGUAUGGGUAAAUAUCGAGAUUUUGGGGCAUCUCGCUCGAUGGAACUAGAUGGUCGAGCGGAAGAUUAUAUACAAUUCUAGACCUAACCAGGAGCAGUUGCGAAAAAAUGUGUAGUUCAGUUGGUUAGAGCGCUGCACAACAGGUGGGAAAUUUGUCGUCGCUGACCAAAAAAUUGCGGGCAGAAACAAAGCUCAUUGCAUUUACAUUCAAAACAAAGCAGAAAGUUAGCAAGAAGCUGUUUUAGCUGACGAUUUUUUGCUUUCCAUUCAACGAUUUACAAAUUAUUGGUUAUUCUUUUAAAAGUCGAUCAUGAAUUCUUUGUUUUGGGAUGAUUGUUUUGUAAUCGCGUGAUUGAAAGAAGUUAAUAUGGCGACGUGAACAUGGGAGUAAAUACCGUAUACGUCGAUCUAUGGCAUGUUUAAAACCGUAAUAAACGAAGAAAGACGUGAUUUGAGAAUGAAAUGUAAGUUGAAAUUAACUUUAUAUGCCUCAAAUUUUCCAUCCUGUGUUUCUUAAUGUAACUUCAGCUGUCUAAGUUCAAAAUACAAGCUCGCGAAAUUUGACAAAUUUUGAAAAUAUGUAAAAAUAGCUUGACUUUGAACUGUAUUUUCUCAAAAAUAGCCCGUGGCCUCAAUUUCAAAUAUAGCUAAAUGAAAAGAAAACAAUUUUCGGCGUUUGUAGGUAUCAAACAUAUCGUAAGGAAAAUAGGGGCUCACAAUGUUUUAGUUCAGUCUUUGAGACCCAGUUGCUUCGCACGUGUUGUGGUCAAAUUUUUGCCAAAAAUCAAAGGCCGAAAUGUGAACUUCCUUCAUGAAAACCGCUUCGAGAAGGGUCUAGUUUGAAAAUUUAGCUAUUAAUUUCGAUUUCAUGUGGUUACACGUUAAGUAUUGUUUGAUGAUUCAAAAUUUGUUGUAUAUUCAAGCCCGGCUUUUGUGUAAUUUUGGUGAUGACCGGAACAGAAAUAAAGAUAUUUUAAAAACUGGCCGUGGCCUCACGUUAAAACUUUCUACAAAUGUUCUCUGUUUCAUGUACUUUUAUUUGAUAUCUUAGGUAUAAGCGUAAAAAUAGGGGCUCAUACAGUUUGAGAGGUUGUAAAAUGCAUGAGUUGCCUCUAUUUUCAUGUAAACAUUCGAAAUUCUUCGACAGCAAAGUAGCAAGUGUUUCAGAUCGAAUGCACACGGACAGCCCACCAGAGACAAUGGCAGGGUACUGAAAUAGAACGUCACUAAAAAAUUCUGUAUGAUUAAUUUAGAUCAUGUCCACUCUUUCAACAUAAAACAGUCAUUUAUUUUGUACAAACAUUUGGCAAUAUUUACACGAUUGUGCCUUUUUGUAAACACGUGUUGCGUGUAUUCCACGCAAUUGCGUGCUCAUUUUAUUCGCGCAUGCUCAGACAAAUUUCCCACCUGUUGCGCUGCACCGGAAUCGCAGGACUGCAGGUUCGAUUCCUGCCAGAGGGCCUAUAGUCGCAUUUUCCGAGCGAGAUGCCCAAAAAUCUCGAUAUGUUCUGAAAGUAGCAACUCGCAAGCCUUUUGAUAUUUCUUGAAUACCUUAGAAGUCGUCUGCUGUCAAAGGUCUCAAUACUUUUUUGUCGAAAAGACGGUGAAUUAUGAGAAUACAUACAAGACAAUUCAUUCCAAUUGAUUUUUACCACGUCCACGAAAAUAGGUCGCCACACCCACUGAAGGUGUGCAUCGGAUUGGAGGUUUACAAGCCGACAAUUGGUAAUUUUCUGAAAUCCGAUCCGAAAUUGUCUGAUCCGAAUCCAAUCCGAUCUGAGUUUGUUAAAGCGUUCCGAUUCGAAAAAAAUCCGAUAAAAACCUUCAAUAAAUUAAACUUUCCAAUCAAGUGUAUAACUGUAUAUCAAUGUCAAAUUUUUAGACUCUAGACUCUAGUCUUUGCAGAAGCCAAUCCGCAAUCUCGCGCCAAAACAACUCAGAUCUUUUAUUCUUCGCAAAUAGGGUUAGACAAUAGACAAUUAGAAAUAAUUCUAAAAAUAUUAAACGAAAGCGCCAUAAGCUUUUAGUUUUCAGAGCAGCCCUGGUAAUCGAAGUCCGAUUUGACUACGAAAAACUUUUCCAAUCCGAUCCGAUGUGAAUAUUAUGGCUCUGAAAUCCGAACGAAUCGGAUCGGAUUCGCAUUGGUUUCGGAUCGUAUUUGCACAUCUCUAACACCUAUGGUAUCUUUUGUGCGGCCAGUUUUGACACCCUGCCUUAGGGAUUUUUUUCAUCUCAUCGCAAAAACUAACUCACAAGCUCGCUGCGAGUGUUUGUAUCUCAUUAAAUUGCACUGUCGAGUUGAAAGAACUCGUGGUGAGCUUGCGAGUUCAUUCUUGCGAUGAAUGGAAAUGAGCCUUAAUAUCCUGGACUAUAUGCGAAGCUUGGUAUGGCAACUGGUCAUGCUAUGCUAUAAACUGGCAUCUAAAUAGACCCAUUGCACAUGACGUCACAGGCGCUGUGACGAUGCAUCUGGAGGAAUUAGCAAUCUAUGCAUAAUAUAACUUUUGUAAACAAAGCAAAUUUUGUAAAACUUUAUAAUAAUUUUGUAUUAAAAUGGUUAAUUUUUGCGCUGUAUGUGGUUGUUGUACCCAAACAGAUAUUGUUAGGGAGCAUCUGGAGGACACUCUAAGGAUUUGUGACGUCAGUGCAAUGGGUCUAUAGGUUAAAGACAAUACAUUUCUAAAGGUUUGAAUGAUGCCAAUCAUUAAAAGAGGCUUCCGGCUAAAUAGAGGAAAUACGGUAAAAUCAUUUGUAUGUAUAUUAAUCACCUGGCAUGUUUUAUGCAUUUCAGGAACCUUGGUGUCGCUGAUGAUGAACGAGAUGCUAUAAGUCCACUCGGUCGACCUCGAUCUUCAAAUGGUGAUUCAAAUUUUCCUCUUCGUAAAACAGGUAUUGUUAUAAGUUCUGGUUUGUGGAAACACCGCAUAUAUAUUUAGUAGUGCAAUGAUGAAUAUAUACGUGUUGUUAUAUAUAACCAAAACUUCUAUUAUCGCCAUGGAAAACAUUCAUUCAUUCAUUCAUUCAUUCAUUGUCUUACUUUCUCACUAUUUCCAACAAGUUUUACUUGUUCAUGCAAAAAUUGACAAUUUUUUCCUUGACAAUGAGUCUUGUCCGUGCGUGCUGCUGUCAAGGAGGACUUGAAAUGGUAUCGUAGAUAGUUUCAGCUGUUUUUAAAUUUGUUCGAAAUAUAGGCGGCUUUGAACGAAAGUUAUCAUGAAAUUGUUUAGUAUACGUAAAACUUGUUAAGGAAAGAUGAUCGAAAUAAACUUAUUAGAAUAUUAGGGUUUGUAAUCCAAGUGAUUAUAUACAUUUUAAGACCUGACCAGGAACGACUGCGAAAAAUGCAGCACAAGGUCCUCUGGUAGGAAUUGAACCUACGGCCCUGCGAAUAAACUUGUUCGUCGUACAAAGAAAUUCACUGUAAAAAUAAAUUGGUUAAAACAAGUAACCAAGGGAUUGGUUAUCUUAGAUUAGCAUAUACACGGGUCCGGAGUUGGAUGGUGAUUUUCGCGCCUUAACGCUUCGCGUUUCGGUGAAUAUCCUUGCACUAUUCACCGACACUGAGGUGAAUAAUUAUUAAUUAAUAGAGAUAACCAAUGGCAAUGUAUUGGUUUUUAACCAAUCUGUUUAAACUUCCUCGUCCGUACUGGACUUCAUUAUAACUCUUAUCUUCGUUUGACUAGAGUUAUAGAAUCUACAGUAAUAAUCAUACGUGGAUUAUUUAUACCAUCAUGUAGCCUCCGAACCGAAUCUUAAAGCGAAGUCGAAAUUACGAGCUAAAGUAUCAGAACAUCGCUCUUACCUUGGCCUGGGAAAUGCUGCCGUGCCGCGCCGUCGUGAGAGGAAUGGAACUAGGGUUCCAAAGCUUGAUUCAGGUGAGUCAUGCGGAUAUGUUUCUUGGUCUAAAAAUGAGAUGGCGAACGUUAUGUUGUUUUUGGUCGAAAUGUAUCGAAAAUUAAGACAAUUAGAGAAAAAUAGUGAAAGAUGUUACCAGUUACCAUGAUCAUUUGCAGUAUUUUUAAAUGCAGGCCUUAAAAUAUCUUUUAUAACAGGGCCGUCUGACAAAAUGUCCGAUAACGUUGAUUUUGGGUCGGACGUAUGUCCGAUGACCUUCAGUUCAGUUUUCACUCGGAAAUAAGUCUGAAUGACACAAAUGAAUAUCAGCACAAUGUAUUAAUUCUGUACUGUAAAUGUUGUGAAGAAAUUUUUUUUUCUUUCAUACUUAUAUUCCCAAGCUAAAAUUAACUUGCUUUUCAGAACAGAAGUAUUAAAAAAGACUUCGACAACUUAAGCCUGUUUUCCACUUCACCAUUUAGCUGGCCGCCCCGCGCUCGACUACGUUAAAACAACAUUUCCAGUUCACCUUUUAUACAAUAGUACUCUGAUUUUCCAUUUAACAUACAAGCCUCUAGUCCUGGGAAAGGGUGCAUUUUGAUUUACGUUGGACAAAGCUGCAGUUCGGUAGGACACAAAUACGCUUAGGUUCGACAAACAAUAAACCUCAGUUUCACCUAGGUCGGACAGAAUGUCCGGUGGUUUUCUCUCUACGCCGGACAAUUUCACGAAUGGGUCGGACAAUGUCCGUGACCGACCGUAUUUUAAGGCCUGUAAAUGAGACAAAUUGCGUUGCCCAAAGUCGCUUAUAUUUGGUGCGUGGGUUUGUUAGUCGGUUAGUUUGUUAGUCUUUUAGUUUGUUCGAAAUCAUAUGCCUUGGUAUUUAUUCAAAAAUAGUAUGUCUUCGCGAUUGCGAUGCACUAGCUUGUUUAAGCCGCCUACGUGCUGAUUUGCGCAUGCUACGCACUGUACUAUUAUCAUUGAUCAUUGCGUGAAUUUUGUUUAUAUAUAUAUAUAUAUAUAUAUAUAUAUAUAUAUAUAUAUAUAUAUAUAUAUAUAUAUAUAUAUAUAUAUAUAUAUAUAUAUAUAUAUAUAUAUAUAUAUAUAUAUAUUAACUUAAAAUUGAGUCACAACUCUGAGUUUCACGCUGAGUGCGAUCAUCAGGUGACGGUGUUACAAGUGACGGUUCAAUCUUCCGUAUGAUGACGUUGGAUAAAACACCUUCCUAUCGCAGCGGCGAUACAAAACACCUUCCUAUAUUUAACACCUUCCUAUCGCAGCGGCGCAAAAAACUGUGAUCUUUGUCUCCAGGAAAAAUUACAUAUCCUAAAAGGUGACAAGACAAAACUGUUGAACAAAAGGUGUGAACUUUUCUCGAAGUGCCGCCACCGGAAGCGAUUCCUCGCGGGAAAAUUUGAACGUGCGCGCGCUGCGCCAUCACGCAUAUAAUCCAACGUCAUCAUACGGAAGAUUGAACCGUCACUUGUAACACCGUCACCUGAUGAUCGCACUCAGCGUGAAACUCAGAGUUGUGACUCAAUUUUAAGUUAAAAUACUAUUUGCUCUGUUAAAUUCUUGAUGUUGAGCACUCUUUUUACACCAUAUAAUUGAAAUAUUAUUAUUAUUAUUAUUAUAUAUAUAUAUAUUUAUAUAUAUAUAUAUAUAUAUAUAUAUAUAUAUAUAUAUAUAUAUAUAUAUAUAUAUAUAUAUAUAUAUAUAUAUAUAUAUAUAUAUAUAUAUAUAUAUAUAUAUAUACCGCGGAACAUCAUCCAUCCAAAUAUUUACUUUUAAUCAAAACAAUUCUCGACAUUAUAUGCAAAAACUGGUUGUGUAUGUCAAUCAUGUAAACUCUAUAUGUCAUCUUUAUUCGCCCACGUAACAAGUCGCAUAUUUUCCUCCUCCCUUGAUAAUAUCAACGAUUAUUAUACAUUUUUGUUUUUGUUUUUUUGUUCUUUGCAUUGAUGUAUAUCGAAUACAAAUUGAGAAUUCCAGAGGUAAAUACAGUUACAGGGUCUUAGCUUGUCGAAAACCCCCAGACUAAUUUUGAACUACAAUCCUGGCCAAAACAUUGUGGACAACCCACAGACAUUGGCCUCGAAUGGCGUUUCUCUAAAAAUAUAUCCCCCGCUCCCCUAAGUCAAUGUUGAAUAGAAUUUUUCAUCAAAUGAGAAAUGUUAUAGAUAAUACGGAUAUGUAGCAUUGAAGAGGGGGAGUGGGGGAUAUGUGUGUCAAGUCAAGUUUUAGCUAUUAGUGCCCACAUGAGUUUUGGCUUGGACUGUAGCUUGCGCAGAUAGCGAGGGCAGAUGUGGCAUGCAAACUAUGAAUAGUAUGAAAAUUAUUAUGCCUUCCUAUAAGCCAAUUCAGAGUUGCGACUGCGACAUUUAAAUGAAGCGUUCUGCGUGGGCAUAAACUGUAAUUGAUCUAUAACAUGAAGCUGAGACUAGACAACUGUUCAAUCAUCAUUUAAAUAUGGGAAAAGUUGCUAAAAACCAAUUCGUUUCCGCAUGGUUGACUCGCUUUAAAGUAGAAAAUGUGAUCCCUCAUGUAUUAUUAUUAUUAUUAUUUUGCACCGGUUGCGCCUGGCAUCAUCCUACUUCCCGCAGCAUAUUGAUGGCAGGUUACGAGUCCAGUACCUUCCUCAGGAUCCUUGCUGUUCCAAGCAGUCCGAUCUUUUGAAGAUCCCCUGCGUUACUGCCUAUUUUCAGCUUGUCCAAGUUAUUUUGUACAUUGUUGGUCAUCGUUCCCAAGGGGCUUAUGAGGACUGGCAGUAUAAAUACCUUGGUCACUUCCCCUUUCCAUACCUUUGGUAACUCAUAUUUAAGGUCUGUGUAUUUUUCUAUCUUUGUUCUUUCCCUCUCCUUUACUCUUGUAUCAAAUGGGCAGCCUACGUCCACUAUAUGGGUGGUCUUCUCCUUCUUGUUCAAUAUGACUAGAUCUGGUUUGUUGUAAUCUAGCUUCUUUUCAGUCUGGAUGGUGAAAUCCCAUAGACUUUUACUUCAUCGUUCUCCAAUACUCUGCUUUCCUUGUCAAUGUGGUGGUUAUAGCUUUUUUCCGCAUACUCAAAUCCAUACUUCUUACAUAGGUUUCUGUGUAUUGCAGCAGCAAUCUUAUCAUGUCUCACAUUCUUAUAAUCCUUUUGAGCAAGCAGAGUUCAUUCCGAAACAAUAUGUGAGACGGUUUCAUCUGCGAGUCCACAAAUCCUGCAUGUUGGUGAAAUUUCGAACUCUUUACAAUAUGGUGUCGCAUCCAUUUGGUUCUGAGGGCUUGGUGUUGAGCUGCUAGGAUCAUUCCUUCUGUUUCCUUUUUUAGCGUUCCCUUCUUUAACCAUUGCCAUGUUGCUUCCUCGUCUCUUAUCUCCUUUGUUCCUUUCCAAAAUACAGGAUGUAUCUUCUUUUCAAGGAAACUUUCUUUUCUUCUGUUUAUGAUGGUUUUCUUCCUUUCUUUUGGGGCUUCUUCUUCCUUUCUUUUGGGUCUUCUUCUUCCUUGAAAAUGUUUUCUAUCUUGACCUCCUUUAAGAACUCUCAUCUGUCUUGGUGAGGUAGUGUCAUAGGCUGCAAUUUUCAAUUUCUACAACAUCUUCCACACUCUGCAAUCCUCUUCCUCCUUCAACCCUCUUCCAAUACAGCCUGUCAACAUCAUCUCUUGGGUGGAAACACUUAUAAAUAGUACGUAUAUUCCUUGUCUUUCUGUCCAUUUCCUUUAGUUCUUCUUUUGUCCAUUCAAUUAACCCUGUUCCAUACCUUAUGAUUGAUACAGCCCGUGAAUUGAUAUUUCCUGCAUUCAAUUUGGACUUGAGGAUCUUUUUCAUUCUUCUGAAGUACUCAUUUCUGAGUAUUUCUUUCAUUUCACCACUUUUCAAUUUAUCACAUUCCAAAAUCCCUAGGUAUUUAUAUCCUUCAUUUUAUUAUUAUUAUUAUUAUUAGUAUUAUUAUUAUUAAUACUUACGCCUGCAUUCUAAAAGCUCACUCAAAGAGUGGAGGUUCAAUCUGAGCUUCCUUGAGUGUCAGUGCUGUUUUUGAAUAGCUGGAGGGUUAGUGUCGUACCUUACUAUGUGACUACUCACCCUCCAGCUCUGCUACUCAAGGGAAUCUCAACAGCACUAACACUCAGGGGAAUCUCAGAUUGAACCUCCACUCUUUGAGUGUGAGUGAGCUUUUUGAAUACAGGCGUAAAGGCGGAUUUCCAUUCAGUGCAAAAUGUUGCGCGAUCGACUUUUUGCGAUCGCUUUAGUUGACUGCACAUGCACAUUUCAAAAGAAAGCGAUCCCAAAAAAUCGAUUGUGGGAAUUUUGCACUGAAUGGAAAUCCGCCUUUAAGGCUGUUUUCCACUAGGCGGAAUUUUGCGCGCGGAGUGGAAUUUCUCUUUGUCUUUUCUAAUUAGUUCCACCCGGGAAAUUUAUUUAUUUAUUAGUUUUGCCAUAUACCUAUACCAACUAUAACAAGAACAAGGAUAAUAUACAUGACUAUAGGCAGGGUGACCGCAACAGCGUGAGCCAAUUACUGCGGGCCCAAAUUAAGACAUACAAACAUGAAAAAAGCUAUCUAAAUAAAACUAUAACUAAUAGCAGCACUUAAGAGGCUGAAGCAGAGCUGGUUCGAGCGGUAUUACACUUGGUACAUAUAGUUUUGAAUGUUCUUGGAUUUUCAGGAUCGUAGGAAAUUUCCAAAGCACGGAAGUAAUAAGUAAACUUAGAAUAGUAGAUUUAAAUGAGUUCAAAUUCAUCAUGUUAAGUUUCAGUUCGUCAGCUAGGCUGUUCCACACCCUAGUUGUUCGAAUUAGAAACGAGCGUUGAUGCGUCGAAAUCACAAGACAAAGAAAAAUUCCGCUCCGCGCAGAAAAUUCCGCCUGGUGGAAGACGGCCUUUAGCUUUAGACAUGCAUAUAUAAACAAAGGGGACUUCCGUCUACGCAUGCGCGAGAAACGUAAGCGUGGAGUGCACGUGAGCGCGGUUGAUCGCGUGAUUGAAUUCUAAAAACAAACACUAAAUUUGCCAAAACUACUCGCGUUAUGAAGUCGUUUUCUUGUUUUUUUUUUGUGUUUCUAUGCUCACAAUUUUAGGCAUUUUCGACUUAGAAGUGUUUGCUUUGGAAUAAGAACGUGAAAGUAGAAAUAAAAACUUUGUUGCAGCAGUUUAAUUUCGCCGUACAAAUAUACCUGUUUUAUAUGCAUAUCGUUUUCGAAGUGAGAUAUACAAGUGCAAAUUGACCUUCUUUAAAUUCGUACUUGUCCUAUUUUUGACUCCAUAAAAACUACUUUUAUCCAUGGAGAAACUAUUUGACUUGAAAAAUAAGCUUGAAUUAUGGAGGUGAUAUAGGCUAGUUUCUUUGCAAACAGUGAUUCAGUGCUCGGUAGUGUACUUGUUGUAUAUGAAGAAAAGUCUAAAAUGAUUUCAACCUCCAUCAACAAAAAUGAAUCGCGCUUAUUACUACUCGUUAGAAGAUAGACAAUUUAAUUCACCAGGAAGCCGUUCUACAAUAUAAACUAGAAAUCGGCCAACAUAUUGUCACGAAAUACUACAAUUAAAAUAGGGUCUCAAAACUACCGAUUUCACCGAACGGUCAAGUUUCUCUGCAAAGAUCGCCCCUUUGCACAAUUUUCAUCGAGUAGAUCAUCGUGUUAUCAAGUCAAGGAUUAUGUAUACUUAUAAGUAAUAGCAUGGCAUUCAGGGCGAUUAUAGUGAUUAAAUGUACCCGAAAGCCGAGAGAGGUUUAGUAAAAGUGGACUUUUACUAAACCUCUCGAGGCUUGAGGGACAUUUCAUCACUAAUCGACCGUAAUGCCAUGCUAUUACUUUGUAAUAUCAUAAUUGCCGAGGGAAUCGCGCGUGGUGUGUUGCCUGUUUUGAAUGCUGUUUGAUUGUCUUAUGAUUGUGGUACGAACACUUUUCAUAUAUACGCACGCGCAGAAACACAUCUCCGUGUUCAUUCGUUUUAGGCAUGCGCAUAAACGGAAUUUUCUCCCACAAUUGAAAUGUUCAAGAUUAGGGAAUAAAAGCUGGCAAAGUGAUUGUUCGUAUGUGUACGGGACGGUGUCGUCAGAUACUGUCCAUAGUUGUGCCGAUGAUUUUCGAUGAGGUACAGCUCUCCAAUCAGAGGUAAUGAGGUACGCGUUUGUCUUCUAAAUAUCCCUCAUCAAGCAUGCAGGGGAAAAUUAGAAUUCUAAUUUUGCCCGUGGUAAAAAUUAGUUCUAAUUUCACUCCAUGUUUUAGUAAUGAGGUAAAUUAGUGAUUAAUCGUACCUCGCGAGACAAAGGAUUUCGAGGCAACUAUGAUAUUAUUUAACAUAAAAGAAUAAAAAAAGUGGUGAUAAAGGGUAGAUUUUGAAUAAAAUACGAAUAUCUGUAUACAAGAUCUGAGCGUUAUUAUGAAGCACUCGAUACUUUUUCCAACAACAUGUUGGGCUUAAUUUUUUACAAAAUUAAAAAUAUUCACACAUUAAAGAUAUGAAAAUGUAGCUUGCAUUACAAAGAAAUGUUGGCUUACCUAAGUUAUACCUUACACGUCGAUUAAAGUCAAGUAAAGCCCUUUCAAAGACGCGUGCCACAUUAAACUACAGGUCACAUGGCGGUAGAGAACUCGACGAAGUAUUCACAAUAUUUCAUAGCCAGUUUAAACGCCGGUGAGCACUAUUCCUGUGAAUUAUGAUGCCCAACACACCGGGUAACAAAAUUUACCACUUUGUUCGGCUGUUCCAAGUACACUUUUAAGGUAUACAAGGUCCGAUUAUAUCAUGUUCUUCGAAGCAUCUGCUCAAAACAGUCCAACAUAAAUAUCGCCACUCAUCUUCUUCGUAUGAAAAUAUAAGUUUUCCCUUCAAUUUCUUUGCUUUAAAAACAGUCAUUAGGUUGUUGAAGAGUUAGUCUAUAACUUCCAACAAAAAAAGCAAAGAUGCUUUCAAAAACCAGAGAAUCACAAUGCUGUAAACUUCAAAAUUAGAAAUUAUAAGCAAAACAUCGAAAAUAGAAGCAAAUACAAAUUAGAAAUUGUAAGCAAAACAUCGAAAAGCAAAAUUUGCGGGAAAAAGCUCACUUUCAUGCAGCAUCGACGAAAGUCCCCUCUGUUGCAUAUAUGUAAGUCUCAGCUACAUGUUAUGAUUCAACUGCAAUUUAUCCCGACACUGAACAUGUCAUUUGGAUCGCGCUCGAGAGACUCCAGUUUAGUGCACAUGCAAGGCAUUUAAACAAAAGAAUUUCAUGUAUUAGAAUCUCAUUAUUUGACUUUGUAUUAAAGUCUCAGGGGAUUGCUUGAAUGGAACGCUACCUCAGAUAAACUGCCUAUCUUUUAAUUGAGCCAAAUCUCAAGACACGCAUAUUUAAAGCCGUGUUUACACUACGAGCCUAAGCCUGGCCUAGGCCUAGCUUUGGACUAGAUUUUUGUAGUGUAAACGCACUUCGGCCUGGCCUAGGUCAGGAAAUCUGGGCCAUCAGAACAGGUGUUCUACAUUUCCUAACCUAGGCCAGGCCCAAAGUGCGUUUACACUACAAAAAUCUAGUCCAAAGCUAGGCCAGGCUUAGGCUCGUAGUGUAAACACGGCUUAUAUCCCGUGAUUCUCUCGCGGCAAAAUGCUCUUUCAAGAAACAAUUAUUAGAAAAAAACUAAAAGUAAAGUCUACAAGGAAGUUUUACCUGCAUAAGUGGAUUAAUAGAAAGCUUCGUAAUUUAGUUGUAAAUUUUAAGCUGGUUUUCCAGAAUACAUAUCCAUGUUGACGGUUUGAACGCGCUCUUCGCAUGCGUGAAAAGACUGGGUCUGGCCUUCAAGUUUGACUUCAAAUUUCCAGUUGGAGGUAGCAUUUCAGUUACAUUCAUUUCAAUACUUGAAUCCCACCUAUAUUGCCAGUGUAUCAUUGGGUAUAUUAAAGGGUUAUUGACCGAGCGUGAGGUCUGUACUGUGAAAUAUCAGACCGAGGCUUUUAGUAUGGGGGUAGUAUAGGUCUGAUAUUUCACAGUACAGACCGAACAAGCGAGGUCAAUAAUCGGUUUACUAUAUGGCUGAACUGAGUCUGUGAGCAUAUGCUUUUCGCGCGAAUUAAAUCUGCUAUCGUCAGUUUCACUGGGUAACAAUAUACAGUAGGCAUGCAUGCUCAAUCAAAAACAAUUUGGUUGUUUGAAAUUUUUAUCUGUAAAUUUUAAUGACACACAAGUUUAAUGACACACAAAGCAAAAAAAUUUUCUGUUUGCAAAGCAAAAAUUUCCCGCCAGAUAAACGACAUCUGGGACACCGGUCCAGAUACGGAAAAUACGGACCACGGUCCGGAUAUCGGUUUUUACGGACCGCUUGUCAACCAAUCAGAAUAGAGAAUUUUGAAAAGCCAUAUAAUAAAAUAAUAUAUCACUACACGUUUAAAGUUGGCCCUGGCGUUUUAGCAUAACAUACUCGUGAACAGUAAUUUGAGCGAAGUAUUUUGAGCUUCUUUCGGACAAACCACAAAGUUUUUGGUUCGAUGAACGUUUUAAUAUUGUUCUGUUGUGAUACACCCUGUAUUUACAGGUGGCACGCGCAUGUUUUCUUUCCUGCAAAACAAAUCACGCCUACAUGUAAAUACAUAUUUUUCAGAUUCGUCUGGCAUGUUUUGUAUAAGUUCGCCCACGCACAUAUUUAAUGAGUCAUAGUGAAGAUGUUAUCAGCUUUGAUCGGCUUCGUACUCUUGAGUUAUAUGAUGUUGAUGCGUGAUUGCCAGUGUGCAUGGACAUUAUGGCCGAUCAUUUUCCCAAAUUAAUUGGAAUAAAUUUCCCUCAAUCUUGCAAAACUAAACACGAUCUCUUAUUAAUCUGUUACACAUGCAAAGAAAGCUAUUAAUUACUUGGUUGGUUAGAAUUAAGAAAUUGAAAACAUUUUCCGUGUGUCUAUACAGUUAUAGAAACGCGCGUGGGAGUUUGGAGUUCUCACGUUAUUUCGAGUUCUCCCAAACUACCACAAGUGUUUCAUAACUGUAUAGAAAGACAGGGGAAAAUAUGUUUUAUAAUAUAACUCACGAAAAGCUUUUAUAGCCAUUUUUAUAUCCAUUAAUGUACAAAUUCUCAUUACUUCUGAAUAAAAUCCACUUGUUUUUGUUCCUCAAUUUGACCAAAUAAAAUGGUCACGUUCUCCUCUGAGAAUUCACAUUUAGACUGAUAAUUCCCUUUUUGCCUUGUGGUCCCCUUAUUUCUUUGUGAAAGGUAGUUUCACCACACAUUUUUCCGAUAAUAGCGCGUGUUAAAAUCGUUUUGUUUACGCUUUGAGAUGAUAGCUGCAAGACGGGAAAUUCCACGUGUUUCCAUACAGAUACACGCUUCUCGACCAAUCAACACUCGCGUACUAUAAAUGUUAUAUUAUAAUAUACUACUUUUACUUGUGUGUCAAUGAAGAAAGGAAUAUAUUUUCAACCGUGUGGAAACUAAUUGUUCUUUGAGCAACUUUUUGCAUAUUCAAAUGAUGAUUGAACAGUUGAGGCUACUUUACACGGUACCGGAUAUAUUUUUGCUUCGUCCGCGAAACGUUACCGUCCAAGUGUAAACAGCUUCCGCCCCCGAUCUUCUAUGGCGCAAAUAUUGCAGACGUCAUUUGAAAAAGUGAGCAAACUAUACCCGUAAGUAAGGUCAGAAUAGCAAGUUGUUGUUUGCUAGACGCCAUCUUGAAUCACGAAUUGAACCGAAAAUUGCUCCGAUUUGGGUGUUACAUUACAAUGAGAGCGUUGCAAAAACCAAUCCGGUACAACACGCACCACUUGGUCUUGGAAGAGCGGAGCGCCGCACCAGCGCUUCGAUGCAGAGAUUGAUUCGAUUACAUUAUUUUAUAUGUAAACACAAGCCCUAUCCGGUAUGGUUUUUGCGUCGCUCCGCAAGCUAUCCGCUAUACAGUGUAAACGUAGCCUUAGUCGCAGCUACAUGCUGUAGUUCAACUGCAAUUUGUCCUGACGCAAAACGCGUGGUUUGGAUGCGCAGUUGUCAUUCCAAAUUGGCUUAUUAAUAUAAAUACAUUCCCAAUUGGCUUAUUAGUAUGUCUAACAUUGUGAUUGGAUAUAAAAAGCACUCGCAGCGAGUUGGCUCUUGCGAUGAAUGGAAAAGAGGCUUAAAGCCCGGCGCGCAUCUUAGCGCGUAAUAGCCAAAUGCCAUUUGGAGAUUGCUCUCACCUGUAGUUCGUUGAUUGGUGAGUGCGUACGAUUUCUAUUUACGUUGUGAAAGAUCGCUAAACGAACGAGUGAGUUUAGAGACCUUACGAUUUUAGGACGGCAACCGCGACGGCGACGGCCAAACAAACUCCUUCAAAUAAAUGGUAGUCAAUGGUUCGUCGUAUAUUAUCAAUCGUAUGAAUUUAAUACAGUCUUAGAAGUUGAAGACAUGGGUUUUAUGGUUGGGAAGAGUUCUGCUAAACCCAGUUUGAAGUUGCACUUGUUGUGGCUCGGAAUGCAGCCGUUGUAUCAACACGUGAACAUCUGUGAUUUGGCGUUGUAAACAGAGCGAGGACAAUAUCUAAAUUAUUCAUUUAUCGUAAUUACUCAAUUCUUUUCAAUGAUCUAUUGUACUGGUAGCCGUUGCCGUCCUAAAAUCGUAAGGUCUCUUUUUAGUGGUCCUUGGCAACGAGUAAAUAAUAAAAAUCGAGUAUUAUAAGUAUUUUGUUUAUUAUAUAUACCUACACUCUAAAAAUUUCCUGCUCAAUCUAAAAUUAUCCCUGUUUGUGGUAACUUAAUGUUCCAACGAACAACACACAAGGGAAGUAUGUUAUGCAAAGACACCCUGUAUAGUAAGUGAAAAAUAAUCAACGUCUUGACUAUUUUUGUCACGAGCUAAAAUGUCUUCCUGUAUCCGUAUGCGGCAGAGUGAAGCUGAGAUCUUACAACAAGCUGAGACCUUACAACACUCAGGAUACACGGAUACCUAUUGAAGAGCCUGAUAUAUGAUAUUCUAAUAUAGCUAGGGUGAACACCAAACGUGAUUGGCUGAUUUGUGGUCACGUGGCUUUAGAUAAAUGCAAUUUAUCUCGCUGGGCAACAAGUGAAAAAUUGUCGGCCCCGACCGGCUAUAUAUAUAUACGCACAUAAAUAAACAAAAUGUCGGCACAACUCGUAAGUUUAUGAUGUACGAUUUUCCAAGUUUGUGUUAAAAUAAAGAAUGUUAAGAGAAGAAAAAGACACAAAGGCAACAGGAUAUACUGAUGAAACCGUUUAAGUAGGUUCUUUUAAUUUUAAACUCGUUAGUACACUAUAGAGUUUUUGUCAUGAAAUAUAAUUGUUGAUUUUUCUUUCGUCGCUAUACAGGGUGUCCUCUCUGUUGUUGGUGAACUAAAUUACAGUAGUUAUAACCAACAACAGAGGGGACAUUUUUUGGGACACCCUGUGUAGCAAAACACUUAAUGUCUGUUCCCUCGGGAAAUAUAGUUAUUUUCGAUUUCGUCUCGGAUGACAUUGAGACUCGGGAAAGCAAAAUUAACGAUUUCCCAUGGGAGCAGACAUGAAUUAAGUGUAUAUAUAUUAUACAGUAUGUUAUAUAGCCUUAUAGGCAUAUUUAUUUUCACAAGCCUAUAUUAGCUUUUAAGGUAAAACAAUUGAAAAAUUAUUUCAAUUACACAUGUUAUUAUAGGCCUAUAAGUAAAACGUUUGUUCAGUCUUGCCUUUUGUAAUUUGGUUUUGGUGUUGGUGUUGAAAGCUAAAAAUUAUGAAGGUAAAAAAGCCUAAGUAUAAGGCUAAGCAAAUCGAAAUGUUAUAUCAUCUUGAUUUUGGUUCAUUAAUUGCCACUCAUAUAAAUAAGAGGAAGGGUGGGAAACAAAAAUAUUUUCCCACCAUAUUUCGCAAUACUGGCAUUACCCUCGUAUACCAGUCCCCGCCCUGGUCAAAUAUCAAACCUUAUCAGUAAGUUGAGUAAAAAGGGAAAUAAUUCAACAUAAAAAAGGUGAAUCAUUAAGAUAUUAUUAUCAAUUAAGCUGCAAUGCGGAACUACAAAUUAUAAUAUAAACAUACUGUUUAAAUGCUGAAAUAACUUUCGAUCUCUUUAAUAUUUAUUUUCAUCAGGCCGCGUAUGUAGUAUAUAAGCGCUCUGAUUUUCAUGUCUAAAUGGUAAUAUAGACCUUUCAGUUAUAAAGACAGCUGUUUCUUCAGAUUUCAGAACACGUUGAGAUCGGAAUAAUCUUCCGGCUGCUUUUUGUUUCAAUAUAUGCAAUAGCCAAUAGGAGAAUCGUUUGUAUAUGUUACAUAACACGCGCGUAUUUUGAUAAAGUAAGUUUAGUGCUUUAUCUGUAAAAUAAUGCUAAAAUGAAGAGACAUUUAGCUGCUACGCCAAAGAAAAAAUGAUGUCUGAAGUUCAGUAGUCAGUACUUUGUGCUUAUAUUGCUGUAUAAAUAUGGCGUCAAUUUUACAGCAUCGAUGAUAGUUGUAUUUAAAUUGACAAUAUUUAACUAUUAUUUUGUGUUUCUCAACCGCCCGAUAAAUUUAAAAAGGUUGCUAAGUGUGUAAACUACGAAAUGAAGCUAAAACAAAGUAAUUUUAAGAGUAACGCCAAAAAGAUUUUAUGCCAACAAUGCAAAAUAAUGAUUAAUGAAUAAUGUUCCUUGAAAAAAAUAGAAUUUUUUUGUACGUGACUUUUUACCAAAACAAAUCCAUCAGUCAUUAAUGUCAGCUUAAUCCACAGGCACAGGCAUAGUACAUAGCCUAUACUUGAAUAAAAACAGCCUUCUUCAACAUAUUUUCACUGAUAGUCUCAAGCUAGACAUUUUCCUCUACAUCUGACACUUUGUCUUUAGGCUGCCAUGCAACUUCCAAGCUUUGUUAUUCACAAGGAUUAUACUAUACAGAUUGGACUAAACAUUUAUUUUUUUAUUCUUCGAGUAUACAUCAUAUACCUUAGACUUAGAAACUUUACAUGUUCAUAGACGGUGCACUGAUUAGGAUAUAGUAAGUUGAAGCUUAUAUAUAUGUAUACCUUGCAUGCGUCUUCACUACUCAAGACUGCUUUCCAUUUAAGCGUUUUUCAUUCUGAAAAGUUUAAAUUCAAUCUUACUUAUGAAUUACUAAAUGACUAAAUGGACAACGUUUAGUUUUGUGUAUGGUUUAUUGUGCAUUUGUUGAGGUAGUUUAGUACUUAUAUAAAAUUUGAUUGAGAGAUUUAAACUUUUCUGUGCGUGUACGCUUGUAUGGAAUAUGAUGUAGUUCUCUCAACCAAUCAGAAUUGAGUAAAUUACUUUCAUUUUAAUGCAUGUCCUAGAAUGAAGAAAAAUGGAGUAGCAAAUUAUAGAGUUUGAAAUCGUUUAAAGAUUUUCUAUAAACCAUGUUAAAAUUUUUAUGAUCACCCACCACACAACCCUUGCAUCAUUUAACUUUGCUGACGAGAAGAGAAUGGGAUCAAUCGGUUAUUUCCCAUCGAGAAAAAAUAAAUCACUAUCUCAGCGCAUGCUUUCACAUUGCGAAACUCAGAUUGACAAUUAUCUGAAUGUGCCAGUCUUGGUUUUGACGAUUAUUAAAGUGAAACCUAAUUUACCUCUACAUCGGUAAGCACAAUCUCGUACCCAGAGUAUGCCCGUUCGCAGGUUAGGUGCUGGCAUGAGCGUCAGAGGGGGGGGCAGCAGGGAUUAAUUACUUUUGAAAAUAGGUAAUUCAAUCUCGUUCCCAGAGUAUGCCUGUUCGCGGGUUAUGUAGUGGCAUUGAUUACCUUUCGAAACAAGUAAUUGUUAUUGAAUAAUUGUAAUUAAUUCGGCUUUCGUAGCUCCACCAGCAGGCUCUUUUCCACGCAUCACAAAACCAACUCUCAAGCCCGCUGCGAGUGCUUGCAUCUAUAAUUAAUAUUACAGAUACCCUAGAACUUUAAAACUGAUUUCAAAAAAUAAAAUCUUUCAAAUUAUACAACUUAUCAAGUGAAACGCUUUCCUAUAAUUUUCCAAGCGCGAAAAUUAAUUCAUUAAAGUCAAUUUUCAGAGACAUUAAUUUUGAAUCGUAUAUAAAAACAGGCAACGUAAAGCCCAUUUUCCACUAGGCGAAAUUUGCUCGCGCGAACAGAAAAAAGGAGAAACUGAUUUUUUCGCUGACCAAUCAUAUUGCCAAGAAUUUUUUCGCUGACCAAUCAUAUUGCCAAGAUUUGUUUUUCACUUGGACAAAUUGGUGGAAAAUGGGCACAAGUCGGAAAAGAAUAUGCCUUAGCUAAGUAACCCCCAAAGCAACAAUAAAAAUAAAAUUUGAGCACACUUUUUCAGAACAACCUCGAGAAGGGUAAAAACUGAAUGAUAGUUUUUAGACAGGUUUUUAGUGAAACCGGCGUUUAACAUAGAUCGCGGCGCGAAGGUACCGCAAACGUAAACUUGUAGCAGUAUACGGAAAAAUUCUUUCUUUUUUGUAUAUUUUAUAACACUAUGUUAUUCUUCAUUUAUCUGGUGAAAAUCGGAUAGAAAUUGGAUAACAAUUCGUCGAGAAAUGGUAGAUCUCCUGAGCGUGUGCCUAAGGGUAUCCUGUAACCUUAAAAUAGACUGUAUUGUGAUUGGCGUAAAAAUUUGUUGCAAUUCAAAAUUUGAAAUGGCAGAAAUGGUAUACCAAGUUGCCACAGUGUUGCGUGGUAACAAUGCCAAGAUGACGGAUGUGAUGAACGUCACUUGGUCACGACAUCCGCGGCUAAACGAAAGCAGGCUUUAAUGUUGAACUGAACCAGCCUAGCACGACAUAAAAUUAUUAAAAAUCGCAAAUUAUUGGCACAACCUACACUGGCACAGAAAAUGCUUGAAUUAAAUUCCUAUUAUUUCAGUAAUAAAUCAAUAGCUAAAAGUAACUAAGAAUUGGUUGGGACGGUAUCUCCUCAUUAGUUGCGUUUCUGAUAAAUUUUCAGGUAAUUGUGAUCUACUUAUAAAGCCGUCCGAAGAAUCCAGAAAUUGGAAAUGUAUUUAAAUAUUUCUACCUUAUUCACUUCCCAAGGUCGCUAAAUGAAAUGCCACUGCCAAUGUCAAUUUUUAGGUUUGCGUGAAAAUCACACUUAGGUUCUGUGGCUUAGCGCGCUAAUCCACAUUUCGAGCCAACACUGAUUCUAUUUCUUGAAAUACAAAGCACGACAUAGUAUGAACAAAGCCUCUAACAUCCUCUAAUUGUGCACUUAGAUUUGAGCAAGCCACCAAAACAGCAAGAUAAUAUCACUAUUUUAUUCCAAAAUCAUUAUGAAAUAUGAUUGGCAAAUUGAUGGAUGUAUUACCGCUUGCGUUGUUUUUUUGUUGACUUCUCGAAUCUUGAGUGCACAAAGUAGUUCUCACCAGAGUAUUCUGCCAAUAUGCCCUGGGGGAUGCUUUGUAUCGAUUGCAAAAUGAGAAAAUGACAGAGCGUUUUCAUAUUACGCCGAGUUUCGUGUUUCGACAUCAUUCAGCGUCUGUUGUUCUUUGUCAUAAAGUGGGCUGACACUACGCCUACGCAACAUCAUUUGGCCGAGUUUCGUCUUCCUAAUAAAGCUAAUGACACUUGCUUUGUUCGAUGCUCAAUGUUUUCUUUGCCCGUUUGGGCAAAAUUCACUACAAUUUUCACAAUAGACGAAGCAGGUUGACUUUGUACAGUACACUAGGGCACUUUUAGUUCGAAAACCAAUACAAAUCUGGCAUUGUAUUCAGAUUACAGACAGCUUCGCUGGAAAUCUACGUCUACACUUCACGCCUCCCACGCACUUGUAAUAUUCAGACAUUAUGAUUAUUAGUUUUUGCCCUAUAGGGGGGUUAGCAUGUUUUGCCUUUAUAGCCCAUCUUGAGACCAUCAACGUUUAGACAGCAACAUCUAUCGUGCGAGGGAAACGCUUUUGCGAAGUUCGCCGUUUAUAUAUAAAGGUAGCUGUAGCUUUAUUUUUAAUGCCAAAACGAACACUUAUAGUCUUUGUAUUAAGAGUGCUGGUAAUUGUGGGCGGAAAUGAUCCUUGUUGCCUGAACAACGCUUCGCAACCUCCAAUAGGAUUGUACAUGCUCUACUUGGAACGACUUAACUGUUUGAAAGAAUUUCCAUGCCGAUAUUUCGCUCUUCCUUGAGCCGCUCAAAGAAUUCAUUGUUUGCGAAGUUCCUAGCGUUUUUCAAGCUUCAUUUUAAAUUCCUGUCAUGGGAUACCGGUAGCGUCACACGCGUAGCCAAAGCUCGCGUCUAGCGUAUAGGUCACGCUUUGGCAUCGACGUUUCUGUGUGUGUUUUCGUCAAUGUAUAUGUGAGUUUUUGUGUAUUCUGUAGCCCAUUGAACGGGAAGACUUUUUCGGUUCACUGCAUGGGUUCGGCUUUCCGGAAGUGGUAAAUACGCAAUCGUGUUGUUCUUCUCAACUCUGUUUACAUACUGUAUCCGUGGACAGACAAGUAGUGACGAGAUUCAAAAGAACUUUGUUUUGAACGUUAACGUAUUGCGAUAUACGCAACGAAAUCGGGUCCAUGUUCAGGGAACAAGAUAUGCGAUAUAAUGAAAGCAGUAAUCGGAGUUCGCCGUCUCCAACGCUUCGAGAUCAGCUUCUUCGUAAGCUUGUUGAGAACCGUUCAGGUCAGUGAUUUCCAUCGCUAUAAUGGUGGUAACAUCUCUUCCGCGUUACGUUGUCUAUCUUUACUGAUCACUACACUAGAUCGAGAAUAGUAUAUGGGUAUACGUAAACAGCGACGUUUGUAUAUGAUAGUACUGGCCUAGUAUUAUAAUUGAAUGUAAUAGAAGACUCAUCAUCGUAUUGGUUUAUCUUAACUGUCUGUAAUACACAGUAUGAGGAUUGUCUAAAGAGAAUCGAACCUCUAACGGCCAUGGGUUUUUUGUGAUGUUCGCUUAGAGCCUUGGAAAGGCUCACGUGGUAAAUUUGAUGCGGUUAACUCACUCCUGAUAAGCUAGAAGACUCUGAUUUGCCGACACUCAUUGCCUCGUUUUUUGUGUAUUUAUUCGCUUGUGUUUAUCUGGCUAUGUUUAGCCGUAUUCAUUUGCAUAUCUUGAUGUUUGUGUACGAAAUAAAGGCUCGCGAAAACCACCUGGUUAUAUAAUAUAUUACGAUUGCGCCUGCUGCAUUAGGCAGGUUUUGACGGCAAAUUUUAAUGUUACAUACACGCAGCAAGCAUGUCUGCUCGCCAUGACUUCUGUCUACACAUCAGUACGGAUUAUACACAGCGGCUUAGGGCAUCAUAGUAUAAUAACAAGCUGUAUCUAUAUAAUACUUAUAAGCCUCGUGUUUUUUCCUCGUUGCAGCCGAGAACAACAACAACAUGGAGUCGUCUGAAAGCUCUUCUCCUAGCUCUCCAAUACAAUUUUCUCGUGGCGGGGACUCCCCAGGCAGGGAGGUGAGUUUGCUUUCUAAUUAUUUUUCAAUGUUAUGUACCUGUACCAAUAACAAUGUAAAUAAAUUAACCACAGUAAUUAACACAUUGAUGUUUUCAUUUUGCG
Messenger RNA from Paramuricea clavata, 34819 nucleotides. The record is from the annotation of a GenBank genome assembly. Lineage: Eukaryota; Metazoa; Cnidaria; Anthozoa; Malacalcyonacea; Plexauridae.